Myodes glareolus (Bank vole) is the source of this 4552-nucleotide messenger RNA. The record is from RefSeq and is a predicted model, not a curated record. NCBI's taxonomy places the organism in Eukaryota, Metazoa, Chordata, Mammalia, Rodentia, Cricetidae.
UUCUGCUUGCUUUGCAGGAUCCUUCCAACCAAAAAUGCGGCGGCCGGAAGAAGACGGUGUCCUUCAGCAGCAUGCCUUCGGAGAAGAAGAUCAGCAGCGCCAACGACUGCAUCAGCUUCAUGCAGGCCGGCUGCGAGCUGAAGAAAGUGCGGCCCAACUCUCGCAUCUACAACCGGUUCUUCACCCUGGACAUCGACCUCCAGGCGCUGCGCUGGGAACCCUCCAAGAAAGACCUCGAGAAAGCCAAGCUGGAUAUUUCUGCCAUCAAGGAGAUCAGGCUGGGCAAGAACACGGAGACCUUCAGGAACAACGGCCUUGCUGACCAGAUCUGCGAAGACUGCGCCUUCUCCAUCCUCCACGGGGAAAACUACGAACCUCUGGACCUGGUUGCCAAUUCGGCGGAUGUGGCAAACAUCUGGGUGUCAGGCUUACGGUACCUGGUCUCGCGCAGUAAGCAGCCGCUUGAUUUUAUGGAGGGGAACCAGAACACACCGCGGUUCAUGUGGCUGAAAACCGUGUUUGAAGCCGCCGAUGUGGACGGGAACGGGAUCAUGUUGGAAGACACUUCCGUGGAGCUAAUAAAACAACUCAACCCUACUCUGAAGGAGUCUAAGAUCAGGUUAAAGUUCAAAGAAAUCCAGAAGAGCAAGGAAAAACUGACCACCCGGGUUACAGAGGAGGAAUUUUGCGAAGCUUUUUGUGAACUGUGCACCAGGCCGGAAGUGUAUUUCUUACUGGUGCAGAUAUCCAAGAACAAAGAAUAUCUGGAUGCUGAUGACCUCAUGCUCUUUUUAGAAGCCGAGCAAGGGGUCCCCCACAUCACUGAGGAUAUGUGCUUGGACAUCAUUAGGAGAUACGAGCUUUCGGAAGAGGGCCGACAGAAAGGGUUUCUUGCUAUUGAUGGCUUUACCCAGUAUUUAUUAUCUCCAGAAUGUGACAUCUUUGAUCCAGAACAAAAGAAGGUCGCCCAAGAUAUGACCCAGCCCUUAUCUCACUACUACAUCAACGCCUCUCACAAUACCUACCUGAUAGAAGAUCAGUUCAGGGGGCCGGCCGAUAUCAACGGGUACGUGAGGGCUUUGAAGAUGGGGUGCCGGAGCAUCGAGCUGGACGUGAGCGACGGUUCAGAGGACGAGCCCAUCCUUUGCAAUCGGAACAACAUGGCCACGCCCCUUUCCGUCCGGAGUGUUCUGGAGGUGAUAAAUAAGUUUGCCUUCGUCGCUUCCGAGUAUCCUCUCUUUCUCUGCUUGGGGAAUCACUGUUCUCUGCCGCAGCAGAGGGUCAUGGUCCAGCAGAUGAAAAAGGUGUUCGGCAGCAAACUCUACACAGAGGCGCCUUUGCCGUCGGAGUCCUACCUCCCGUCUCCCGAAAAACUAAAAAAUAGGAUCAUCGUGAAGGGAAAGAAACUGCCUGCAGAGUCGGAUCUGCUGGAAGGGGAGGUGACAGAUGAGGAUGAAGAGGCUGAAAUGUCGCGGAGGAUGUCCGGGGAUUACAACGGUGAGCAGAAGCACGUUUGGCUCUGCCGGGAGCUCUCCGAUUUGGUAUCCAUCUGUAAAUCUGUCCAGCACCGGGAUUUUGAACUGUCUAUGAAAACCCAGAAUUACUGGGAGAUCUGUUCCUUCAGCGAAACGGAGGCCAGCCGGAUCGCCAACGAAUACCCGGAGGACUUUGUGAACUACAACAAGAGGUUCUUGUCCAGGGUCUACCCUAGCGCCAUGCGGAUAGAUUCCAGCAACCCGAACCCGCAGGACUUCUGGAACUGCGGCUGUCAGAUCGUCGCCAUGAAUUUCCAGACCCCGGGCCCAAUGAUGGACCUCCACACGGGCUGGUUUCUCCAAAACGGAGGGUGCGGCUAUGUCCUGAGGCCGUCGGUUAUGCGAGACGAGGUUUCCUACUUCAGCGCCAACACGAAGGGCAUUGUACCCGGAGUGUCUCCCCUGGUCCUUCAUAUCAAGAUCAUCAGCGGUCAGAACUUUCCAAAGCCCAAGGGGGCCUGUGCCAAAGGGGAUGUCAUCGACCCCUAUGUCUGUGUGGAGAUUCACGGAAUUCCCGCCGACUGCUCUGAGCAAAGGACUAAAACUGUCCAGCAGAACAGCGAUAAUCCCAUUUUUGAUGAAACCUUCGAGUUUCAAGUCAACCUCCCUGAGCUGACCAUGGUCCGUUUUGUGGUUUUGGAUGAUGAUUACAUCGGAGAUGAGUUCAUAGGGCAGUACACGAUACCGUUCGAAUGCCUGCAGCCCGGAUACCGGCACGUACCCCUGCGUUCCUUUGUGGGGGAUAUCAUGGAGCACGUGACCCUUUUUGUCCACAUAGCGAUAACCAAUCGCAGCGGAGGAGGAAAAGCCCAGAAGCGCAGCCUUUCUGUGAGGAUGGGCAAGAAGGUUCGGGAAUAUACCAUGCUCAGGAAUAUCGGGCUGAAAACCAUAGACGAUAUAUUCAAAAUAGCCGUUCAUCCCCUACGAGAAGCCAUAGACAUGAGGGAGAACAUGCAGAACGCCAUAGUGUCUGUUAAGGAGCUGUGCGGACUCCCUCCGAUUGCCAGUCUGAAGCAGUGCCUGUUAACCCUGUCCUCUCGUCUCAUCACCAGCGACAGUGCCCCCUCCGUGUCUCUUGUGAUGAAGGACAGCUUUCCUUACCUGGAGCCUCUGGGUACCAUGCCGGAUGUGCAGAAGAAGAUGCUGGCUGCAUAUGACCUGAUGAUUCAAGAGAGCCGGGUCGUCAUAGAAACGGCAGACACCGUCCAAGAAAAGAUUGUCCAGUGUCAGAAAGCAGGGAUGGAGUUCCACGAAGAACUUCAUAAUCUGGGGGCCAAGGAAGGCUUGAAAGGAAGGAAGCUCAACAAGGCCAUUGAGAGCUUCGCUUGGAACAUUACUGUGCUGAAGGGACAAGGAGACCUGCUGAAGAAUGCCAAGAACGAGGCUAUAGAGAACAUGAAGCAGAUCCAGCUGGCCUGUUUGUCCUGCGGCCUGAGUAAAGGCCCUGGCGCUGGCCCCGAGGCCAAGGGCAAGCGCAGCCUGGAAGCCAUAGAAGAGAAGGAGAGCAGCGAGGAGAACGGGAAGCUGUGACCGAGGCAGUGCGCAUGCGCACCUCAAGGACUCCGCUGUCUCCUUCUUGCCUUUUCGUUUUGUUUUUACAUUCUUCAGAUGUUCACAGAGAUGAUGCCCUCCGUGGGGUGCUGUACAUAAACAUAUAUUUUCACAGUGCCAGUAUUUUCCUGUAGUUAAUUUAUCGAAGCUAAAACUGUUAGUAACAGUGUUGUAAACGCUGAGCUGUGUGCGUAGACCUAUGUGUGGCUGCCCGUGUGCACGUGCGUGUGUGCGUGUGCGUGUGUGUGUGUGUGCGCGCGUGUGUGUGUGUGUGUGUAUACCUAUGUGUGGCUGCCUGUGCGCAUGUGCGAGAGAGAGAGAGAGAGAGAGAGAGAGAGAGAGAGAGAGAGAGAGAAGUCCUGUUAAAAUAUAUUCUCUGUCGCAUUAUUGGUUUUAGUAAGUUAUUCUUUUAUCAUUAUGAUCUGGAGACAGUUGAUAAUCUGAAAUAAUAUUGAGCACUUAGUGUAACCCAUCGCUAUGGCUAGUUUGAGCUCUGUCGUUGACAUUUAAUUAAUUUGGAGAUUCUAGCACAGCUUAUUAUUGAAGAAAGCCAAACGCAUCAAAGCAAGGGUGUUUUUAUAGAUCUUAAAUAUUGACCUAAAAACGACAGUAGAAAUUAAAGCAGAUAAAACAAUUUUCAAAUCAGAAUUCUGGACAGACAAAUUCACGUCUUCGUUCAGCAAAGUCUUUCAAAUAUUUAGUAAAUAAAAUCAAAUUUAGGAUUUAGUCUCUGUAGAUGUUUACUAAGCAUGUGGCUUCGGGAGAAGAGCUGGCCACAGUGAAUCGGUAGCCACCAGGCGGUACUCUGAAACUCACCCAGUGUCUGUUGUAACGGGACUGUUGAUGGGACAGUAAUGGAAUCAGAUGUGAUAUCUCCAGGUUUGCAGGGCGGGAGUGUGGCAUUCAUUUGCUGGAAGUGGGCAGAUGCACGUGCUUGGCCAGGAUUGGAUUGAGUAUCGGGUACUAAAUUUAAAUUUAAAAACAUUGUGCAAACAAUAUCCUUUCGUCAUGUUGAGGGGACAUGAAUUCUGUAAGUCAGACAUCAUCUUUAUGAUGAUGUGUUGGGUAACUAAUUCGAUGGCAUGCAUGGAUAAUCUUAACGCAUACAGUAAAACUCACAAAGAAGGAAAUGGCUAAUAAGGGUACGUUUAUAAUGAUAUCUAGAUUAUUUUACCCUAAUGUCUUCAUAAACCUCUUAAAUGUAAUGUUCAUUCAUCACCACCAACAGAACUAGAUGUUCUAUGGUUAUGAAAGAAUAUAUUUAUUUAAAACAUUGCUUUUAUUUUGAAAAGCUUCUUAAUUAAUUUGAUUAACAAAUAUGCUAAUUUGGGGGAGCCUAGAGAAGAUAAUUGUUGAAAUUUUGCAAAUAUGAACAUCCUCUAUAGCUACUGUGUUAUUUCUGACUUCUUAAUACAACUAUGUUCUUGUCACACAUUGCCGAAAGAGUAAAGAUAUCAAAACAUGGA